ACAAGUGGACACUCUCAGUGACCUGCAGAUCCCAGCCAUGUCUCUGGAAUAGUUCUGACAAAGCAGAUCUUUGAGUCCUCUUGUGGAUUUUAUCGCCAUCAUCAAGACAGAGAUUAAACCUUCAUCCACGUGUGGAGGAUGUUUUAAUGUCUCUGGACAGAGAAGGACUGUUCUGACAAGUUCUGGACCUGAAACUUUGUGAAGGUGAAAUUUCUUAAGACUUUAAAUCAGCUGAGCUGAAAAUGGACAGCGUGUCAUCUGGUGACCAGCUUCUCCAUGUGGACCUCCUCAUUGAUGAGCAGGAACCUCGGAGAGGAAUCCUGGAGCUCCUCAGCCGACUCCGUCCUCACUGGAAGGCACAGGACAUUCAGAUGAAGACGUUCACAGAGGGCAUCACCAACCAGCUGAUCGGCUGCUAUGUGGCGCCUCUGCAGGAACCCGGCUGCGUUCUGGUGCGACUGUACGGCAGAAUGACGGAGCUCUACGUCAAUAGGGACCGGGAGGUGGAGAUGUUCCAAGUCCUCCACGCCCACAGGUGUGGUCCCCAGAUCUACUGCAGCUUCCAGAACGGCAUCUGCUACGAGUUUGUGAGAGGGACGGUCCUGGACGAUGAUCUGCUGCGGCAGCCGUCCAUCUACAGAUUGAUCGCAGCAGAGAUGGGGAGAAUCCACUCCAUCCAGCCAAAGUGUGGUCGAACUGUUGAACCUUUUCUCUGGACCAAAAUGUCUCACUUUCUCACACUGGUGAAGAACAGCAGCAGCGGCGGCGGCCUGGCUGAGCAGCGCUGCACAAACAGUGACAGCGGGGGUUUCACCUCCUCCAGUCCGCUUUUCAGCUUUGAGACUUUGUCGGCUGAGAUGGAGUCACUGAAGAGACACCUCUCACAGAUCGACUCGCCGACCGUCCUCUGCCACAACGACCUCCUCACAAAGAACAUCAUCUACAACCACACAGAAGGAACGGUGAAAUUCAUUGACUACGAGUACGCCGAUUACAACUACCAGGCCUUCGAUAUUGGCAAUCACUUCAAUGAAUUUGCAGGUGUGAACGACGUGAACUACAGCCUGUACCCGAGCCGGGAGCUGCAGAGGGACUGGCUGACGGCCUAUCUGGAGAGUUACAAGCAGAGCUCAGGACAUGAGGUCACUGUGACAGAGGCAGAAGUUACGCAGCUCUACAUUCAAGUCUGCAAAUUCUCACUGGCCUCCAACUUCUUCUGGGGUCUUUGGGCCAUCCUGCAGUCACGCUUCUCCUCCAUCGACUUUGACUUCCAAAGAUACGCUACGGCACGACUCAACUUCUACUUUGAGAAGAAAGAGGAAUAUUUUGGAUUGACUAUAAUCUAGAAACAGAGGACCAAGGACCGGCAUUUUUUAAAUCAGACGCUGCAUCACUGCUCUGUGAGACCAAGAAGAUGUGGCAAACAUCAUAUAAUACUCCUGUACAGUGGAAACAAAGGCACAGACCGAGUGUAUACAUGUUCUCCCCCUGUGUGUUAUUGCAGGCUGUAGUGUGAGAUAAUAUGUUUUGCUAUCUCUGUGAUUUUUAGAAUAUUUGUUUGACCACAGUCAGUAUGCCGAUAAGCCUUUUUGGCAAAUUGAGCCAAAGCUGGUGCCAGAAACACAUUAAUUGUUCCCACAUUUAGCCGAGUCGCAUGAAGCCACAAAAACUGAGCCUGAUCAUAAAACCCAUAAGAGGCUUAUUUGCAUGCUUAUUCAGUGUGCACCGCAGCUCUGAUGGAAAACAACUUUCUAGUUCAACUUAUUUACUGGACCCAGCGGUGCAUUAUUUUAACUGGCUCUCUGUCCUCUACACUAUUGUUGUAAAACCUGACAGGAUGUUCUCACACUAAAUCUCAAUUUUUGUUGACUUAUUUAAGUGUUUAAAACAGUAUCUGAUUCUGAAUGAGCUCUGUGCAGUUAAUAUAUGAAUCAUAUCACAAAUCAGUCUGUAUUGUAGCAGCUAUAGUGAAAUACUCAGCAUCAGACAUUUGUUAGAAAUAUUCACUGUAAAAAUCAUCUGUGCUCAGUGACUGACUCAAAGUGCUGUUACCUGACGUUAACAGAACAAACUCUGCAGCAGCUUAUUGAAUUAAUAACAGGUGGGUUUGAUGAGCUGGUGCUACUGAACUAAAACACUGUUAUUAAUGAUUUUAUUCCAAAUUAAACUCACACAUGAAUUCAAUGAGCUGCAACUGGUUUCUGUUAAUGACAAGUUUCCUUUGGCUCUCCUACAUCAAAUACAUACAUGAAUAUGUUUAAGCAAUAUAUUUAUUAUUCAUAACUUAUAGCCGACAACUAUAAAACCUUUUCACACAGAGAUGGCGCUAUAGAGCUGCUGAGAAGUCCCUUCUUUGUGCCUCCUUUGUAUUAUUACACAGAACCAAACGACGGCGGCAUCAUGUGGCUCCAGUGUGUGAUUUGAUACAGCGUGAUGACAUCAUAGAAUCAGAAGGGGUGUGAGGUGUAACUAUGCAGUGUGUGAAGGCACCAGGUGAAAUCAAAGAGUCUCCAGUCAGUGACCGUCUGAGAACUGACAGCAGGAGAGACAUGUUGGCAUCCAAAACAACUUGUUCUCCAACGCCAAGUUAUGUUUCAGGGAGCAGACUCUGUGUUUUCUGAUGCUAUUGAUAUUUGAUUUUGGUAACCAUGAGUGGGUAUAUUUUGUCUCCUCUCCAAAACCAGAGGUCAGAAUGUGACCCGUCAGUCAGCCAAGUCUUCUUCAUCUCAAACAUUUAUCUGUCUGAUCAUGAAAUGUAAGAAAUGAGUGUUUUUCUUUGAUUAUAAAUCACAAAUAAAACAAUA
Molecule: messenger RNA, 2804 nt
Organism: Epinephelus lanceolatus (giant grouper)
Lineage: Eukaryota; Metazoa; Chordata; Actinopteri; Perciformes; Serranidae
Product: ethanolamine kinase 1
Biological process (GO): phosphatidylethanolamine biosynthetic process
Cellular component (GO): cytoplasm
Molecular function (GO): ethanolamine kinase activity
Source: RefSeq, a predicted model, not a curated record